CGGCAGACCAAAGUACGAACGGGUAUAAAAAAGAGGAAAGUCGAUGAAUACAUCUCAGUCAUUGGCAGAAACCAAGACAGACAAAUCAGCAAGGCUGCAGCAUUGAACAGAACAAUGAAGUUGUUGGUCUUGGCUUUAACCGUCACCCUGCUGUUUACAGCUGGUGAAGCCCUGAACUGCCACCGGUGUGUCCCAAGACACGCUGGAGAAACCUGUGAGCUUUCUGUAGAAACCUGUAAACCAGGGAAGGAUGGCUGUGCUGCUGCCAAGUUCCUCAGAGCACCAUAUGGCCAAUACCAGAAAUGCAUGGCUCUGUCAGACUGCACCAUGCUGAAGCUGAAUGCCUACAUCGAUAUAAAGUGCUGUGGCGACGACAUGUGCAACACCUUAUAAAGUUCAAUGUAAAAACCAAAGAAAAUGACUGUAUCUUGGAGUAUGUUUGAGCAAGGCACUAAAAACCAAUGACUCCUGCAUGUAUUCUAAGUGGCUACUUCUUUAGGACAAACAAAAUAAGUCAUUUCUCUGAACAAAUAAAAAAGUUAGAACAAGA
Molecule: messenger RNA, 550 nt
Organism: Micropterus salmoides (largemouth bass)
Lineage: Eukaryota; Metazoa; Chordata; Actinopteri; Centrarchiformes; Centrarchidae
Gene: ly97.3
Product: lymphocyte antigen 97, tandem duplicate 3
Exons: 4
Coding region: 115-393 (92 amino acids)
Source: RefSeq, a predicted model, not a curated record